CGAAUGCCGGCCACUUUCCGCUGCUCGCCGGGCUUCGCGCGUACUGCGGGGCCGUCCAAUGUGACCGUGGACGUCACAGCCCCCCGCAUGGAAGGCACCGUCCUGCCGCUGGACUCGAUGAGCGGCCGCAGGAAGAAGCCCCUCAAGCUCGGCCGCCGCCAGGCCAAGCGCGCCCACAACCUGGCGCUGCUGGCCGUCGCGGGGCUCGACCUCUUCCGCGAGGGGCUCAUGCUCGACGGCGUGUACCCGCAGCGCCAUACGCCGCGGCAUCCCGCCGUCUCGCCCAACCUCAAGAGCAUCCCGGAGGACGAUGACGCCGUCGCGUUCCACGCCACGACCGACAGCCAGGUGAUCCUCAUCCUGGGCGACGCGCUCGACCGGCGCGGAGAGGUAACGCCACUGGGAGCCACGCGCAUCUCCAGGGCCGCCGAGCUGUACUGGGACACGAUGAAAGUCUACGCGCAGCACCAAGCCAACGCCUUCUGCUACCUCGUCCCAACAGGAGGGGAGAACGAGAGGGAGGGGAUCGUGCAGACGGAAGCUAUUCGCAACGAACUAGUGGAGGCGGGCAUCUCUCCGCACCACAUCAUGAUGGACUGCUCCGCUACGACUAUGAUUGACAACGUGAUCCAGCUCAUUCCGUCGCUGCGGCACCUGCGCAUCGAGCGCGUGCACGUUGUCACGUCCAGCUUCCAGAUUCCGCGCGCCAAGCUCAUCGUCGACAGCAUCUUGGGGGCCGUGCCGGACAUGACCUUCACGGUGGCCUAUCAUGCUGCCUUUGAUGUACUGAGCGAAGAAGAGCGCGCGAACCGCGAGGCGGCCGAACUGCGCCUUAUGGAGCGCGUGCGAGAGCCGCUGAACGAAGUGCUUCGCGCCAUGAAGAAGCAGCGCCGCAGCUCCAUCGCGAGCACCCGAAGCGCCGACAGCUCGAGCAGUCAGUCUCGUAGCGCGUCGCCUAUGGCGUAG
This is a messenger RNA of Phytophthora sojae, 966 nucleotides long. RefSeq lists its product as hypothetical. Lineage: Eukaryota; Oomycota; Peronosporomycetes; Peronosporales; Peronosporaceae. The transcript is spliced from 3 exons. Gene Ontology annotation, cellular component: plasma membrane. Bases 4 to 966 code for a protein of 320 amino acids. The record is from RefSeq and is a predicted model, not a curated record.